CUCGAUGACAUCAGCGCUGCUACAGAGGCCCAACUCUCCGGUGUCAAAGACCACAUUCACUUCACCCUUCAGCAAGCAUACUUCAAAUGCGCAUACGAGUGCUUCGAUAGAACCAAAAGUCAAGAGGAGAUAGAUAAUUGUGUGGAAUAUUGCAGCGUACCUGUUCUCAAAGCGCAGUACCUUAUGGAGGAUGAGACGGCUAACCUAGCUGAAAACAUGAGAAUGGCGUUGAUGGUUUGCCAAGAAAAAUUUCUAGGUGCAGAACAUAAGGAAGAUGAUGCCUUGAAGGUCAUGGAAUCAUGUUUGGAGGUGUCGGUUCAACACUUCUCAAAGACAUUACCUCACAUUGUCAGGGAGUUGAAGACCUCUCUUGGCAUCGAAUCAAACGAUUAAGGUGGCACUAAAUACAGAGUUGAAAUUACACGUAUGGUAACGCUGCCUAAAGUAAGACCAGUCUGUCCUUGGCAUGGCUAAGAGACGCACAUAGUAAUUUUUGUUGUUGUAACCUGUAAAUGACUGCCGUGUACUGUAUUUUUAUACGCACUGCAUAAAUAGUAUGGAGUGUUUUCAUGAAAUAUUACUCCUGUUAUGUUGAAGUCCAAUUCCAAAAAAGCAUGGACAAAAAACUGACUACCAAAGAAAUAUAAUUCGAAAGUUGUGAAUGCCAGUGUUAGUUACUUCCUUCGUCCGUAAAACAAAUGACUUGC
Cuscuta epithymum is the source of this 707-nucleotide messenger RNA. The record is from the annotation of a GenBank genome assembly. NCBI's taxonomy places the organism in Eukaryota, Viridiplantae, Streptophyta, Magnoliopsida, Solanales, Convolvulaceae.